AAAAGGUUUGGAUCAUUGAUGUUGCCAUCCCAGAUGAGAGUUGCAUUGACGAAAAACAACAGGAAAAACUCAGCCGCUAUCAGGACCUCAGGAUUGAAUUGCAAAGACUCUGGCAGAAACCAGUGCAGGUGGUCCUGGUGGUGAUGGGCACACUGGGUGCCGUGCCAAAAGAUCUCAGCCGGCAUUUGGAAACAAUAGACGUUGACAAAAUUACGAUCCGUCAACUGCAAAAGGCCACCCUACUGGGAUCUGCGCGCAUCAUCUGAAAAUACAUCACACAGUCCUAGACACUUGGGAAGUGUUCAACUUGUGGUUUUGUGAUAUGAAAUCCAGCAUAUCUUUCUUGUUUGCUGUGUCAUAAUAAAAUAUUAUUAUUAUUAAUAAUAAUACCAAUAAUAAUAAUGCAGCAUUUGUGUCCUAUUUUUCUCCAGAGGUGACAUCUGACACUCAAACCAAUCAGAAUAUUUAAUUUAUGUGCCACUUCUCUCCCAUAAUGGAGCCAACUUGCCCAGUUUCUGAUUCAAAGAAGGAUUGAUAGAUAUUUCAUUGAUUUAUUUCAUUGGCUGUUGGAUUGGGACCCAGGACAGCUCAGUUGAAACCAGUAGACUUUCAAACCACAGUUCAAACCAUCGCAAGGGACGUGAUUGGCCAGAUGGGACCGAGUAGAAUGGACUUUGUUUGUUUUGUUUCCUUGGAGAUGAGAUAGAAUGUUGGGAAAGGUGGCUGGUCAGUUGAGGUGUUGAGUGGCAUUGGUCGGUUGAGGUGGUGAGUGGCAGUGUUCAGUUGAGGUGUUGAGUGGCAUUGGUUGGUUGAGGUGGUGAGUGGCAGUGUUCAGUUGAGGUGUUGAGUGGCAUUGGUCGGUUGAGGUGGUGAGUGGCAGUGUUCAGUUGAGGUGUUGAGUGGCAUUGGUUGGUUGAGGUGGUGAGUGGCAGUGUUCAGUUGAGGUGUUGAGUGGCAGUGGUCAGUUGAGGUGGUGAGUGGCAGUGGUCGGUUGAGUUGGUGAGUGGCAGUGGUCGGUUGAGUUGGUGAGUGGCAGUGGUCGGUUGAGGUGGUCAGUUGAGGUGGUCAGUUGAGGAGAUCACUUGUUGUGGUUGUUUGCGGUGGAGAGAUUUCGAGAGCGAGAGCGGUCUUGACAAGACAGGCGCCUACGACAUCGAUUCCCUUCUAGGCAUAUUUGCCAUUUGCGCUGUUCUCUUGACUUUUUUGCCUAUUUCUUAGUCAUGGUAAGUGUUGUUAAAACGGGACCUACUACUGCUUUGAAAUGGGAUGAGCUUUUAAAACUAACGUGGCUGCUUUCUCCUUACCCUUCAUUUAUAGGUUACUUAGUUUUUCAGUUCUCUCUGAGUGAGAUUCAAGGGGAUUUUGGAACAAAAUAAUAAAAAUAUCCUUGAGAUGUAGAAAGGAAUGAAAGGCUUUGUAAUGAAUAUGCGAGUAAAAGGAAAAUGUGGCAAUUUAUACAUGUUAAGAUUUUUGAAUAGGAGGUUGGUGGCUUGUCUAUGGUUUCAGGCACUGGGGAUGACUCUUCAACGGGUUUGGUGAUUUAGUUUAAACUGUCCAAGGUACGGAACCUAUUUUGGAAUCGGGGCUCAGCACCUUGGGUAGCUCUUUUAAGAUCCAGAUUAAAGCUAAAUUAAAUUCACGAUGUGCGGUGUGGAUUUCUGCUGCCUCUUUUUUUGGCCGUCCCAAAAAUCCCAGCAUCUUUGGAUGACUGCAUAUUUGAAUAUUUGAAAAGGGGAAGGAAACACUUUCAACAUCCCAUGUAGACAUUGAUGAACUUCUUAUCCAUUCUCUUCCUAAUCCUUGGAAGCUUUCACCCAAAAGAUAUGAUUUUGGAAACAGUUCAAGGAAAAACCUAUCGAGAAGGUGCCCUAAAAUAAUUUUCCAAGGCAUAGUGGAUCAUUUUGCCCCAAUUUCACUUGGCCUUCAUCGUCUUUUGGAGGUUGUUUGUUGGCCUUUCCCAGAGCCUGAGUGUGACUUCCUCCAAGUCUUCCUGUGACCUCUUUCAAGAUUUUAGAGCAGUGGUUCUCAACCUGGGUCCCCAGAUGUUUUUGGCCUUCAACUCCCAAAAAUCUUAACAGCUGGUAAACUGGCUGGGGUUUCUGGGAGUUGUAGGCCAAAAACAUCUGGGGUCCAGGUUGAGAACCACCUCAGUUUUAGAGGCUGUGUUGUAAGACUAGAGAGCUAUGUGGUAUAGUGGUUUGAGUGUUGGAUCAGGAUGCAAGGAGACCAGGGCUCAAAUCCCCAUUUGUUUUGGCCAUAGCAACCCACUGGGUGACUCUGGGCAAUACUGGAGGGAAUUGGGUGCCUGAGACCAUAAGAAAUACGUGUUUUCUGAUGGUCUUUGGAGACCCUUCUGAAAUCUCCUAAUAAUAAUAACAAUUAUAAUAAUAAUAGUUUUAUUCGGAAGGUCAUCCUACUCGGACACGAGUGAUUGCCGAUGACAUGAAUAGUUUUAUUUCCCCCCCGCCUCUCCUGAUGGCUUGAGGGGGGUUAUAGCAUGACUAAAGCGUAAACAAACACAUCAUCAUUUUAAAACAAUCUAUUAUAUAUAUAUAUAUCAAAACAUAUUUCGACAAAACAAAACUUGCAUACAGUAUUUGAAUACAUCAUUUAAAAUGUGAUAUAGCAGGCUGUCCUACCUGUGAACACAAUUUUUUGCAGUUUAAUACACUUUUCCCCAUUUUAAUGAUAGAACCAAUUCAUAUUAUUAAUAUUAAUAUUAAUGCCCCUUUUUAUCUCCCCGGAAGGGGACCUUUUGUUUAUUUCUUCAUAGAAUGGGAAUUCCACCAAGCAGAGUUAAGGCUCCUUCUUCCGCUAUUUUCUUGCAUCGGGGUGAAAUUCGGUCAUGUCCCCGAUUUUGCUUUAGGACUCACCGGCGUGUUUUUCUUCUUUUGCAGCCGAAAGGCAGUGAGACCAAAUCUGGAAGAAAAGGCAAGAGUCCUCAGGGCCCUGUCCCCGGUACAUCCAGGAGCAAGCCCAUCCAGAGCGGCGAAGACAAACUGCAUGACUUGGACCCGGAGAGCUUCAACAUAUGCAAAGAGAGGAUGCGGCCGGUGAAGAAAGCGCUGAAGCAGCUGGUCAAUCCGAAGAGAGGGCUGUCUGAGAAGGAUCAGGUGGAGCACAUCCGGAGGUGCCUCCUGGAGAUCGGUGACCACAUCUCCGAGUGCUUGAAGGCGUUCUCGGAGCAGGAGGAGCUCAAGCUCUGGAGAGGGAACCUCUGGAUCUUUGCCUCCAAGUUCACAGACUGUGAUGCGAGGAAGCUGCACAACCUGUACAAGAGGGUGCACAAGAAGCGGUCCCAGGAGGAGGAGACCGAAGCGACUGGCAGCGGGAGCGCAAGCUCAGCUACGGCGGCAACUCCAGGCAAGGACGGGGUGGAGAACGGCACCAUCCGUACGAGCAGCACAGGCACAAGGAGCACCACGAUGGAGACCGCCGCCCACGCGAGGAACCUCAUUGCAGCUCGGAGAGCUACCAGCCCAAGACCCCCUCUCGCAAGCGGCCCCAUGAGCAGGACAACAGUGACCGGGACCACCGGGGCCACCGUGACUCCUAUGACCGGCACCACCAUGAUCCCAAGCGGCGAAGAACCGAAGAGAUCCGUCCUCACCAGCAAGAAUUCAGGCGGAUGUCGGACCCCAUCGGCUACCACGGCCAGGGGCCUUCAGACCACCACCGCUCUUUCCGCCCGGAGAAGUCUGGUGAUUCUAAGAUGUCCUCUGCUCCUCCCUCCAAGUACUACGAUCCUCGCUCCCCACAUGCACAGAAAGCCCCACAUGAAGCCAUGUCUGUCUUUGAACACCGGUCCCCCCUGCAAGGGUUAUAUAGGGAUCAGAAGAUCAGUCCUGGAUAUAACUGGCACAGCCGGAAGACAUAAGAACCCGGAGAUUAGAUUUAUUUAUUUUCUCUUUUUGUAGGUAGUCUGUCAGUAGUUUCCAGUCCGUUCUAUGAAUUGAUGUUCUAUCCUGGGCCAAUUUUUGUGUCAGGAAGUCCACAUUCAUUAUGUCCAACACUUUAGAAAUCCAUUUUUCAAUACUAGGUAUUUUAUCCUUUGUAAUUGCAUAGAUCACUAAACCUUUACUUUUUAAGGUUGCCUUCUCAAUAGUCAUUUUUUAUAUACAUAUUUAUUUUCUCUUUUUGUAGGUAAUCUGUAAGUAGUUUCCAUUCCGCUCUAUUAAUUGAUGUUCUAUCCUGGGCCAAUUUUUGUGUCAGGAAAGCCAUAUUCAUUAUGUCCAAGUCUUUAGAAAUCCAUUUUUCAAUACUAGGUAUUUCUUGAAAUUUCCAUUCCUGUGCCAGAGUAGCCGCUGUUGUAAAAUAGAAUAUAAUCCUAUCUGUGUUUUUAUCUACCUGUGGAUUUGUGAUUCCCAAUAAAAAUAUUUAUGAUUUAAA
Molecule: messenger RNA, 4389 nt
Organism: Anolis carolinensis (green anole)
Lineage: Eukaryota; Metazoa; Chordata; Lepidosauria; Squamata; Anolidae
Exons: 6
Coding region: 2775-3917 (380 amino acids)
Source: RefSeq, a predicted model, not a curated record